AUGGCAGAUAACACCUCUAUAGCUCCAUCCGAGCUCACCCUGAUGGAAACAAACCCACAAGUUGAAAUUACAAUCACCAAUACUCGUAUGGGCACAGCGUGGGGACCCAUUACGCUGAUUGGUGAUAGAGAUAGGUAUGAGGCAUCCGACGGAUGUACGGUCACAUCACGAAUGAACGAUCAAGGUGUUCACUGGGUGAUUAUCAAUGCGAGACGGGAGGCCAGCGGCUCGGGUGCCCUCACUGAUGGAACAGUCUCGCUGGUGGGGAAUGGAGAACAGCAAUUGCUCGACGAUAAAGUUCAGGCGACAUGGUCUGGAAUCGCUGUACAUAGUCGGCCAAGACGGGGACGAUGGACAUGGUUGAGGUGA
Messenger RNA from Kwoniella botswanensis, 369 nucleotides. RefSeq lists its product as uncharacterized. Bases 1 to 369 code for a protein of 122 amino acids. The transcript has a single exon. NCBI's taxonomy places the organism in Eukaryota, Fungi, Basidiomycota, Tremellomycetes, Tremellales, Cryptococcaceae. The record is from RefSeq and is a predicted model, not a curated record.